UUGUAAAGAGCACUGGUUCUCUCAGGGGAAAAGAGCCAGGGAGCCCUGAGGUUUAGAGAACGUGAACUGUUUAUUCUUGUCGCUACCUGUCCUCUCCCCCAGAUGACCUGCCUCUUCCAGUUGUUUCGGAAAGUUUUCUUCUUAGUGCUCUGGAGGGAGGUUGUAGGUGACAGGCUGCUGGUGGUCCCUCAGGAUGGAAGCCACUGGCUCAGUAUGAAGGACAUAGUUGAGCUCCUCAGUGAGAAGGGGCAUGACAUUGUGGUGCUGGUGCCAGAAGUCAAUUUGCUUUUGAAGGAGUCCAAGCACUACACAAGAAAAAUCUAUCCAGUGCCAUUCAACCAGGAGGAGCUGGAGAAUCGGUACCGCUCUUUCGGAAACAAUCACUUUGCUGAGAGAUGGCUCCUGAACGCUGCUCAGAUGGAAUACAGGAAUAGCAUGAUCGUUAUUGACAUGUAUUUCACCAACUGCCAGAGCCUCCUGGAGAACUCGGCCACCCUGAGUGUCCUCAGGGAGAGCAAGUUCGAUGCCCUUUUCACAGACCCAGCCCUACCCUGCGGGGUCAUCCUGGCUGAGUACCUGGGCCUGCCCUCCGUGUACCUCUUCAGGGGCUUCCCAUGCUCCCUGGAGCAUACCAUGAGCAGGAGCCCAAACCCUGUGUCCCACAUUCCCAGAUGCUACACUCAGUUCUCAGACCAGAUGACGUUCCCCCAACGGGUGGCCAACUACCUCGCUAAUUACUUGGAGACAUAUCUGUUCCACUGUCUGUACUCGAAGUACGAAGACCUCGCCUCCAAUAUCCUCAAGAGGGAUGUGCACCUACCCACCUUGUAUCAGAAGGGAUCCAUCUGGCUCUUAAGAUAUGACUUUGUCUUUGAAUAUCCCAGACCGGUCAUGCCUAACAUGGUUUUCGUUGGAGGGACCAAUUGCAAGAAGGGGAAGCCAUUGUCUCAGGAAUUUGAAGCCUAUGUUAAUGCUUCCGGAGAACAUGGAAUUGUGGUUUUCUCUUUGGGCUCCAUGGUCUCAGAGAUUCCCGAGAAGAAAGCUAUGGAACUUGCUGAUGCCUUGGGCAAAAUACCUCAGACAGUCCUGUGGCGGUAUACUGGCACUCCACCACCAAAUCUUGCGAAGAAUACAAUACUUGUCAAGUGGCUGCCCCAAAAUGAUCUACUUGGUCACCCGAAGACUCGUGCCUUUAUCACACAUUCUGGCUCCCAUGGCAUAUAUGAGGGAAUCUGCAACGGAGUUCCAAUGGUGAUGCUUCCCUUGUUUGGUGAUCAAAUGGACAAUGCAAAGCGCAUGGAGACCCGGAGGGCUGGAGUGACCUUGAAUGUCCUGGAAAUGACUUCCGAAGAUUUAGCAAAUGCCCUGAAAACUGUCAUCAGUGACAAAAGCUAUAAGGAGAACAUCAUGCGUCUCUCCAGGCUGCACAAGGACCGCCCCAUCGAGCCCCUGGAUCUGGCUGUGUUCUGGGUGGAGUUCGUGAUGAGGCACAAGGGGGCCCCACACCUGCGCCCAGCAGCCCACGAUCUCACCUGGUACCAGUACCACUCAUUGGACGUGAUCGGCUUCCUCCUGGCCAUCGUGCUGGGGGUUGUCUUCAUUGCUUAUAAAUGUUGCGCCUUGGGCUGCCGGAAGUGCUUUGGGAGAAAAGGACGAGUUAAGAAAUCUCACAAAUCCAAGGCACACUGAGAAGGGGGUAGGGAAUGAGAUGAUCCGAAGUUGCAACCAGACACAACGUUAAAUUCAUAUUCUGCUUAUUAAACAAAUGCUUAGCCCGGAGUGAGAUACCCCUGAAUGGUUUUUCAAAAUAAAAACAAUCUAAUUGGUAGUCACACCUACAGGUAGAGAUCUUGAAAGGUUUCUGCCCCCUUUAGUAUUUUUAAUCUGGACUACCCUUGUCCCCAUUCAAAUGACUUGCCAGAGGGUCGGACAGGUCCUUCCUGCCCCUUGCAUUAAUUUUCUUACUUAGGAGUAAGGACUGUUUGUGGGGCAACAGGUUUGAGAGGUUCCCGCACCCCCAACCUGCAACCCGGGAAGACGGUUCUAACAUUAUCGUCUGGCUUCUGGAAAUUUUGUGAACGUUGCCAUCCUAACUUAAGGUCUUAAUUUAAGCUUGUGCUUCGCAGACAG
Lontra canadensis (Northern American river otter) is the source of this 2130-nucleotide messenger RNA. RefSeq names its product UDP-glucuronosyltransferase 1-6-like. The record is from RefSeq and is a predicted model, not a curated record. Bases 103 to 1689 code for a protein of 528 amino acids. The transcript has 6 exons. Gene Ontology annotation, molecular function: UDP-glycosyltransferase activity. NCBI's taxonomy places the organism in Eukaryota, Metazoa, Chordata, Mammalia, Carnivora, Mustelidae.